This is a messenger RNA of Patella vulgata (common limpet), 2582 nucleotides long. RefSeq names its product protein dachsous. Lineage: Eukaryota; Metazoa; Mollusca; Gastropoda; Patellidae. Gene Ontology annotation, cellular component: adherens junction; plasma membrane; catenin complex. The record is from RefSeq and is a predicted model, not a curated record. The coding region runs from base 131 to 2158 and encodes 675 amino acids. The transcript is spliced from 12 exons. Gene Ontology annotation, biological process: calcium-dependent cell-cell adhesion; multicellular organism development; homophilic cell-cell adhesion. Gene Ontology annotation, molecular function: cadherin binding; calcium ion binding.
UCUUUGUUAUUGAAUAUGAAAUAUAUAUCAGAACACCAUUUUGAAACAAGAAUCAUUUCUAAAACGCAGAUUUUUAAAACAAUUUAAUAUGUGAGGAUAGAUACUGAAACGCUAUAGACGAUAAGUAUAAAUGGAAGAAAACGUUGUAUAUAAGUUUUUAGUUCUGCUAUGUUUAGUUAAACAGGUUACUGGGCAACCCGUGAUUGCCGAUCAACCAAUAGUUGGUAAUGUUAAAGAAGCAACGUUUGCCCAGGUAGCAAUAGCUGACAUCAAAUGCACAGAUCCUGGUGGAGGUAAGGUAGCAGUUUCCAUAGAAACAGUUACCAGCACACCAACAGCAGGACAUUGUCAACGGUGUUUCCAAGCAUUUAACUUUGCUACUGGAUUACCUGAACAAUGGAAGAUAUAUUUUAUUCCCGGCAACUCACCCUUGUCGUAUUUGUCAGCCAGUCGUUAUGACAUAAUGGUAGCUUGUCGCGAUGGUAAUGGUGGUACAACAAAUACGGUGAUUGGUAUAAAUGUUAUACCAAACGCACCGCCAUUUUUUAAUCCAGUUUAUAUCAAUAAGGAUAUUCCGAAUAGUGGUACAAAGACAGCCGGGGACAGUAUUGACUUUUUUACGGCUUUGGAUCCUGAUGGCGAUUCACUGUUUUACACCAUGAAUACCUCAAUUACAACAGAUAUUUUCCAGAUAAAUGCUGCUACUGGAGAAGUAACACUGCGGAAAGCCUUAGGCGCGCUCUGUAGGAGUAAUUUAGUCUUAUAUAUUGAAGCCAGAGACAACUUUAAUGCCCAAGUAGCUAAACUAUCGGCUAAUCUACAUUUCAAACUUAUGAACUAUCCCAGUAUUAUCACCAACCUAAACCGUGUUGUUACUGUAAAGGAGAAUAUGGUUCCUGACUCAAUACCUAUUGAAAGAACAGAUACCCAAGAACUAGCGUUUACUUGUGACCUUACAGUACAGCCACCUUCUAUGACGUCUAAAAUUAACUACGAUAACACAGGACCUAAAAUUCUUCUAUCAUUAUUGAAUUAUGAAGUAGACAAGAACGCCAAUAUAACUGUACAGUGUACAGAUGGUUUAUGUAAUGCUGUACCCAAAUGGGUGUAUUUACAAAUACUGGAUGUCAACGACAAUCCACGUCUCGACCCUCCAACACAAACCAUUUCCGUUCCCGAAGGCUAUAUAUCAGUUCUUCCCAACUAUAUACUCACAGACGAAGAUGGUUCCGAUCCACCUGUUUAUUAUUUUGUCAACGCCGUACCGGCUGGUUUCUUCAUAGACAAAGUUACUGGAAGAAUAAGAACAAACAUCGACUACCGUGUAGACAUGAAUAACCAGGUAGAUUUAACCCUGACCAUUGCCGCCAAUGAUACCAAAGGUCCACAACCGACCAAUCCUGUAACAGUGCUGUUAAGUAUUUAUGACGUUAACGAUAAUCGACCAAUUAUUACUAAGACAUCUUAUGAGUAUCUGCUGGAAGACUGUACGCCACCGGGAGUCCUAGAUACACUUGUUGCCACCGAUGCCGAUGGCGGAAUAAAUAGUGAGAUAGAAUUUGAAACCAAGAUUUCUGGCAGUCUUUCCGUGACGUCAACGGGUCAAAUAUCACUGCGAGCAGCACCUGUAGCAGGAGGUUUUGAUAAUGUAGAAGUGUAUGCCUACGAUAAAGGUUUAAAUCCAGGUGUUUUAAAAAGUGCAGCUCCUGCAGUCAUAACUUUAAUAGGGAUUCCCUGUGCAACAACACCUUUUACUGGAGCUACUACCGGGCUAACGACAGAGUCUACCACCAUGUCUACAGAGCCACCAGAACCAACCUUACCACCCAAUCAAAGGAAGAACAAUCCCGAGGACCUGAUAUGGAUAUCCAUGGCCUGUGUCCUGGGUCUGGCUAUUGUUGCGUUGUUUAUUUUUAUUAUCUACAGAUGUAACGUGGCAGCCAGAAAUAAACGUAGAGACAUGAGUAGAAAGGAUGGACCGCCGAGAAAAAGUUCUAAGGCAUAUGUGAAUCCAGACCAUAUAAAAACAAGAUCUGCAUCAAUUGUAGAGGCGACACCAGUCAACAAAAAACAAGAACAAAAAGAUUACUUUAAAAAUGAUAUUAAAGAUAAUUAUAAAGAAACAUACAAGACCAAGACCCUUACAUCAGCAGUGUAGCAACACAAAAAUUUGAUGUUUUUGGUUUUCAAUCAGUUUCUGUAUUUUAAAUAAAGGGUAUUUUUAGAUUAAUGAAAACUAUUAAUUAUAAAAAUAGAAAGAAAAAUUCUUAUUUAUUUGACGGAUAUUAGCUGGGUUGGAAGAAAGAAUUGGAUGGCUAUAAUUUACUUUGGGAUUGUUCGAUGUUAAUGUUUUACAUCAAAUGCUUAUUUGAUAAGCCUAUAUUUUAAUAUAUAGUCUCGAUUUUUGUAACUUUAAUGUGAUUAUAUACACAGUAACACAAAAGAUUUAAACAUCCAUACUUAGCAGUUUUUGUAAUGAAAUGACCUAUUCGACUUUGUAAAAUAGAUGCUCAAAUGUCGUUAUAUUUAUAAAAUACAAAAAUAUGUAAAUAGCGCUAUUUAUUAAAUUUGUUUAACUAUUA